This is a messenger RNA of Octodon degus (degu), 1132 nucleotides long. RefSeq names its product zinc finger protein 830-like. The coding region runs from base 1 to 1095 and encodes 364 amino acids. Gene Ontology annotation, cellular component: nucleus; spliceosomal complex. The record is from RefSeq and is a predicted model, not a curated record. The transcript has a single exon. Gene Ontology annotation, biological process: mitotic DNA damage checkpoint signaling; nuclear DNA replication; mitotic DNA replication checkpoint signaling. NCBI's taxonomy places the organism in Eukaryota, Metazoa, Chordata, Mammalia, Rodentia, Octodontidae. Gene Ontology annotation, molecular function: nucleic acid binding; zinc ion binding.
AUGGCAUCUUCCACCUCCGCUCAGACUCCGGCUGGGAAGAGAGUGGUGAAUCAGGAAGAAUUGAGAUGGUUGAUGAAGGAGAAGCAGCGGCAGAGCACUAACUGCAAGAAGGUAGAAUCUCCAUUCGCUAAAUACAACCUUUUGGGGCAGCUGAGUUGUGCCCUUUGUAACACCCCGGUCAAGAGCGAGCUUCUGUGGCAGACCCACGUCCUGGGAAAGCAGCACCGAGAAAAAGUGGCAGAGCUGAAAGGCGCAAAAGGUGGCACCCCAGCUCCGGCUGCCGGCGCGGCGCUUCAGUCCACAAAGAGGAAAGCGCCGGACACUGAUAACCCGGAUGCCAAGAGAGCCAAGCCGCCUCAGGUACAGCCCUCCACAUCGUCCACCACCCUUGAUAAAACGGAAAAAGAGUCAGCGAGAGCGACCCCCAGUAAGCUUUUGGGACUCGGUUUACUCCCUGAUUAUGAGGACGAGGAAGAAGAGGAGGAGGAGGAGGGAGAAGGAAAACUGGGGGGCGGUAGCAAGCAGCUGCCAGACCCACCGAGCAAAGAACACUCACUUUGCUCCUCGCGGGACGCAACAAGUAGUGUGCUGCCAAACGAUUCCUUUAAUACAAAUCCUCCCAAGGCCCCCUUAGUUCCUCAUUCAGGGUCAAUCGAGAAAGCAGAAAUACAUGAAAAAGUGGUGGAAAGAAGAGAAAAUACUGCGGAAGCAUUACCGGAAGGAUUUUUUGACGACCCUGAGGUAGAUGCCAAGGUCCGCAAGGUUGAUGCCCCAAAGGAUCAGAUGGACAAAGAGUGGGACGAAUUUCAAAAAGCCAUGAGGCAGGUCAGCACGAUUUCCGAAGCUAUAGUUGCUGAAGAGGAUGAGGAGGGCCGGCUGGACCGCCAGAUUGGGGAGAUUGAUGAGCAAAUAGAAUGUUACCGUCGGGUAGAAAAGCUGCGGAAUCGCCAGGAUGAAAUAAAAAAUAAACUAAAAGAGGUCCUGACCAUAAAAGAACUGCAGAAAAAGGAAGAGGAGAAUGCUGACAGCGAUGAUGAGGGAGAACUGCAAGACUUACUGUCUCAAGAUUGGAGGGUGAAAGGGGCUUUAUUGUAACGUUUUCAGGACCCAAACUUUUUAACAGCCUCUGCCC